UUGUUUUUAUUCUGCAUGUGAUCAGGCAAAUGAAGGAAAACACUGCUUUGCAGGAGAAGCUUUUUGAAGCAGAGAUGGCAAUUAAUUUAGCAGAGUCGUUUUUGCCAACUUUUAAAGACCUCAUUGAUGGAAAGACAAACGUGUGUAAACUUCCUACAUCAGAGAUGACAAUUAUUUCUAUACAAGAGGAUUUGCUGAUAAAAGAAUUAGAAACACUCAAAAGCACAAAAAGAUUGUUGUGGCUUUUACUGCAAACAAGAGAACGUGUAAGAUUAUCUAAAUUAAGCAAUAAAAACAUUGACAUUUUGAUGCAGAAGUUAAGUGAAAGUGAAACCCAAAAUACUAAUCUGAGGAGAGAAAUGCUUGAAAGAGAAAACUAUGUUAAAGAACUUGCAUCUAGGCUUCAGCUUGAAAAAGUCAAUGUACAGCAAGCAGACCACCUGACAAGAUCAGUAAAAGCAGUACAAACUCACCUCCAAUGCCAGAUUCAAAAGAAGGAAGUGGAGAAUGGUGAAUUAAAAGCAAAAAUACAGACCCUAGGAAAAAAAAUAGCAGAGUGGAAGCUUCAAGCUGGUGAAUGCAAACACCAGAUUUUAGCCUUAAGGCAAACAAGUGAGCAAAAGAAGACUGCUCUGAAAAAGGCAACCAGGUCCCAGAAACAAAAAGCUAAAUGCUUGGAAGCGGUUGUGGAAAAUAUAACCUCCAGAAUAAGGGAACGUGAAGUCAAACUGUUUGAGAUAAUGUCCACUUCCAAUGUCUGGAAAAACCAACAUGAUAAGGUAUUAGAAGAAAAGACCAUGUUAGAAAUUCAAGCAGAAGAUCUUAAGAAGCAGAUUACAAGCCUUUUGGAAGAUCUGAAAAAAAAGGAGGAAUGCAGAAGAAACUCAAAUGAGGAAAUUCUUGCCAAGCUAAGUUCUGUCAACUCUGAAAAUGAAAACAUUAACCUUGAAAAUGAAAAUUUAAAGGCUUCCCUUGCUGUAUUGAAAACCAAUACUAUUUCUGUUGAAACUGAACUGCUAGACCUACAAGAAAAAACAAAGCUGCAGGAAAACCUUGUUGAACAGUAUAAAAAUCAGGUGCAAAAAUUACAGGGAGAAGCAGAAGAACUGAAAUCUAGAUAUGAAACAGUGUUACAUGAAAACAAAACAAUAAAAGAAACCAAAUGCUUAGAAGUAGAUAAGGUGAGGGGCAAAAUGGAGGCCGACUUAAAGGAGUUAGAACAUGUUCGGGACUUGCUGAAAGCAGCUGAAGAAAAGCUGCAAGAAUAUCAGGAAAACCUUAUGUCUUGUCAAAGGACCCACGCGCAGAAGUGCAAAACCCUUAGGGAACUGCAGGCUCAGGAGGAAGACAAUACAGCUUCCUUGUGCAGUCAUUCCUUGGAAGAAAAGAACUGUAACAUUCAGAAGAAAUAUGAAGAUCUUAAAAGACAGCUGGAAAAGAUGGAAUAUCAAAAUGAAGAACUUGCCAAUCAGCUCAGAAAACAAGAUGAGAGUCUUCAGUGCAGCAAACUGCAACUUAAAGAGAAAAUUGCAGAAUGUGAUGGUUUAGCCAGACAACUGGAAUCUGCUUUGGAGGAAGGGAGAAAAAUGGUAUCUGAAGAAAUGGAAAAAAUAUCAUACAGGCAACAAGCUCUUCAGACCAAAGUGCUAGUUCUUGAAACUGAAUUAAGAGAGAAAGAAGAAGAGAAAAAACAACUUCUCUGUACACUUUAUCAUAAUGAAAGGCACCAGGAAGUAUGCUUGAAAGAGAUGGAGAACAGCCUACAGAAGUCAGAAAACAAGACCCAGAGCAUACAGAAUUAUGUGGAAUUUUUGAAAGCCUCAUAUGUAACAAUGUUUGGUUGAAUUCUUUCUUUUCAUUUAUUAU
Tinamus guttatus (white-throated tinamou) is the source of this 1866-nucleotide messenger RNA. The record is from RefSeq and is a predicted model, not a curated record. Lineage: Eukaryota; Metazoa; Chordata; Aves; Tinamiformes; Tinamidae.